AUGGAUCGAAAAGGCUCAGAUUUAUACAGAGAUGCUCGAAGCAAGAAUCCAGGUGCUUUAAGACUGAGUCAGUUGGCAUAUAAAUCUUCAUCACUAUUAUCAACGAGGAAAAACUUACCACUUGAAUCCAAAAAUGUUAACGUUACUUCGCUAUGUGGUUCAAAGAAAAUAGAACAUGCAAGCUUUAAAAGAAAACCACUUUCGUCGAUAAAUCAAAAAUCAUAUGUGGUUGCUAGCCAAGAGUCAAAUAAUGCUAAACCUUUGGAUUCUAUUUUACAGAAUUCUAAAGUGUCGAAAUUAUCUCAGCCGAUAACGACGACAAACAUAGCAAGAGGAGAGGAUAUUAGAGAUAGUUACACGUUACGCAGGCGUAUACGUGAUGAUAAUGAGAAGUGUGCUUCUAGUGCUGAUAAGAAAAAAACUAAUUUAGUUACCCAGUUAAUUUGCGCAUUAAACGAUUUUAACCUUAUGGUAAAGACAUCACAACAAAAUCAAAAUUAUGAUAUUUUAGUCGAUAUAAGGCAUGCAAUUUGGUUAUCGCCUUUUGAAAUAAUGGUAAUAUCUGAUGACCCGAGGGUUAAAAGGGCCAUUUUACACUCGCAUAAAGCAAUACCGAAAUUUGUAAAUUCACCUUCCAGAUUGGCCAUUUGUUCAAAAUGCUGUUUAACGUUAUACAAUGAUAUGAAUUGGUACUUAAAAUGGAAAUUUCUCUAA
Molecule: messenger RNA, 714 nt
Organism: Zygosaccharomyces rouxii
Lineage: Eukaryota; Fungi; Ascomycota; Saccharomycetes; Saccharomycetales; Saccharomycetaceae
Gene: VPR1
Product: Vpr1p
Exons: 1
Coding region: 1-714 (237 amino acids)
Source: RefSeq, a predicted model, not a curated record